AUGGGUAAGAUAUUAAUCUUUUUAUUACCACUUUUUAUUACAAUUUUUGGACAGUUAGAUGAUUUUGAUCCUGAAAAUCUUUCUGGACAAGAUUUAAUUGAUUAUGUUAAUAGUAAACAAAGUUCAUGGAGAGCAGAAUAUCAUGAAAGAAUAAAUUCUUAUGAUGCUAGAGUUAGAUAUGGAUUAAUGGGUGUUAAUCAUGUUCGUAAUUCUGUUAAAGCUAGAAAACAUGUCUCUGCAACAAAAGAUCUUGUUAUGGAUAUUCCAGAAUCAUUUGAUGCUCGUGAUGCCUGGCCAGAAUGUGAUAGUAUUAAAAAAAUAAGAGAUCAAAGUAGUUGUGGAAGUUGUUGGUCAACAUCAAUGGUUGAAGCUGCUUCUGAUAGAAUUUGUAUUCAUUCAGAGGGUCAAAUUCAAGUAACCCUUUCAAAUGUUGAUCUUCUUAGUUGUUGUAAAUCAUGUGGUUUUGGAUGUAAUGGUGGAGAUCCAUUCUCAGCAUGGAAAUAUUUUGUUAAGACAGGUAUUGUUACUGGAUCUGGUUUUAAAGAACAUUCUGGAUGCCGUUAUUAUCCUUUCCCUAAUUGUGAACAUCAUUCUAAUAAGACAACUUAUAAACCAUGUCAACAUGAUCUUUAUCCAACACCAAAAUGUGAAAGAAAAUGUCAAUCAGGUUAUACAGACAAAAGUUAUGAACAAGAUAAAUUUUAUGGAAGAAUUGCUUAUUCAAUAAAGGAUGAUGAAAUUGCUAUUCAAAAAGAAUUAAUGGCAAAUGGUCCUAUACAAGUUGCUUUUGAAGUUUACGAUGAUUUCUUAAAUUAUAAAGAAGGUGUGUAUCAUCAUGUUGGUGGCAAACUUGGUGGUGGACAUGCUGUUAAAAUGAUUGGAUGGGGUGUUGAUAAUGGUGAAAAAUAUUGGCUUAUUGCCAACUCAUGGAAUGAAGAUUGGGGUGAGAAUGGUUUCUUUAGAAUAAGAAGAGGUACUGAUGAAUGUGGUAUUGAAUCAGGUGCCGUUGCAGGAAUCCCAAAACUUAAACAAAUUCGUGGACGUUACUAUAAUCACGUGGCCAUUGAUGAUAACAGUGAUGAAUUCUUUUUUUAA
Messenger RNA from Strongyloides ratti, 1095 nucleotides. RefSeq names its product Cathepsin B. Lineage: Eukaryota; Metazoa; Nematoda; Chromadorea; Rhabditida; Strongyloididae. Gene Ontology annotation, molecular function: cysteine-type endopeptidase activity. The record is from RefSeq and is a predicted model, not a curated record. Gene Ontology annotation, cellular component: lysosome. The transcript is spliced from 2 exons. Bases 1 to 1095 code for a protein of 364 amino acids.